This is a messenger RNA of Laccaria bicolor S238N-H82, 273 nucleotides long. RefSeq lists its product as uncharacterized. Bases 1 to 273 code for a protein of 90 amino acids. The transcript has a single exon. Lineage: Eukaryota; Fungi; Basidiomycota; Agaricomycetes; Agaricales; Hydnangiaceae. The record is from RefSeq and is a predicted model, not a curated record.
AUGGCCGGGAAGUCGUUCGUCCACGUUGGGACGCGGGCAAGUUUGCACCUCUCAUGUCAUGCACAGGAUAUAGCCCUCUGUCCCUCACAAAUCCACUUCUUUUUCGGCCUCAUAACGUGCUGCCUCUCCGGUGCCAUGACCCCCAUCUUCUCCUUCCUCCUUUCCCGCCUCCUCUCCAAAGCAUUAGCGCAAGGCCGUGUCCACCAUCAAUCAAAUCCGGCGUUGGUAUCACAGCUAUCGACGGUAUCCUCCUCGGUACCAAGUACUUCAUAG